Zootermopsis nevadensis is the source of this 2393-nucleotide messenger RNA. Lineage: Eukaryota; Metazoa; Arthropoda; Insecta; Blattodea; Termopsidae. The record is from RefSeq and is a predicted model, not a curated record.
CCAUUCGUUGAGUGAUGUAAGGCGAGUGAUGGCGUGAUUACGAGACUCUGCCGAGCCGAGAUAGUGCGAUGUUUGCCGAGCGAGCGAGCGAACGAGCUAUCUAGCUGGCGCUGGCUGCAGUGCGGUGGCAGUCCUCUAUGCAACUAGUGAACGGCGGCUACGAAACAACCUCCUUCCUUCUUCCUUCCACCACCACUGCUCAGUACUAACGGCACGCGGUGUAAGCAAUGGCGAUCGGGCAUUGCGCAGCUGUCUACGGAAUUGGAGCCACACAACUACGUAUAUUCAAAUAGGAAACAGCCAUGUAGAGAUAAUUUAUUCCAUUGGCGUAAAUUGUCAGGACAGUGGUACUUUCGGUAGUGAGAACCUGCAAUUAUGUUUUAAGUAAACAAAAUAUUGUGUACUCUAAUUACUGUUUGUCUCGUAGCAUUUUAUAUUCUUCGACUCUUUAAGUGUCAUUUACAUAGUCUGAAUGUUUUGUGUGUUAAUACGGAUUUUGUGGUGAAGUGAGAUUAAUAUUAACCACAUUAUGUGUGUACAACGAUAGUAUUUAAAGCGUUGUAAACAAGUUCGUCACACUGCUUCUGUUUGGUGUGAUCAUUUUUCAAAAGACCCUUGUAUCAGUGCGCCAUUUAAACAUUCUUGUUGAGUGGACUGAAUUGGGUGCAUACAGAGAAACUAAACACGACAUUAGUGUUUGUCAUUGAUAUAAUGCUUAAAACAAUAACGUUUAUUGAAGGAAAGUGAUAAGGACCUGAUUUAGCAGUGUGGGAAUUUGAUUUCAUUUGACCGAUUGGAUACAGUUGCUAAAGGACCAAACAUCAUAACCUGGUCGCAGAUACGGAACAACUAUUCACUCAUCUCCUUCAUCAGGUUAAGAGAGCCUGUGGUCCUCCGUCCAGCUUCUCACAAUGAGACGUGUGAGAAUCGGGAACCAGAACCUACAUGUGACAAACGAGAGUAGGCCGUGAUGUGACGCGAUGACGAGGACCACGUGGCUGAUUUUCAUUGGCUGCGUCCUACUCCAGGUCCACUGCGCCGUCAGACAAGUCCUCAAGACGCAUAGUGGCGACCCUUUCGAUUCCCUACCAAAAAACUUUUGGUACGAACUUUCGUCCCCUUUCACUGAGUCAUAUGACGAUCUGACCGAGCCGGAGCCAAAUACAACGCCGGAUCCUUUGCCGUUCUUCGAAGACCAUUCUAAUUCGACGAAUGUAACGACGCAGUUGGGGAGUUCCGUGUUCCUACACUGCAAAGUGCACGACCUGAGGGACAGAACGGUGUCCUGGGUUCGACGGAAGGACAACGAGUUUCAUCUCCUCACGUUCGGUCUGCACACUUAUUCGAGCGAUUCGCGUUAUUCUCUGAACUACCUGCAUCCAAAUGACUGGCGCCUCCACAUCCAGUUCGCCAACGAACGUGAUGAGGGAUUCUACGAGUGCCAGGUGUCUUCUCACCCGCCGCUCGUGUUCUACGUCCUGCUCAACGUCGUUGGUAAUACCAGUGGAGUCUCCGCUUCUGAUUAUCCGUCUAUAACGUACGCCCGCGUAAAAUUUCCCAAGGUAGAGAUCGUGGACGAGCGAGGGGACGCGAUCCCCGACAAGUUCUACAAGGCAGGAAGCACAAUUGAGCUCAAGUGUGUCGUCAGCCAAGUGCCCCAGCCGUCCAGCUACGUCACGUGGAAGCACGGACAACGGAUGCUGAACUACGACACUUCACGCGGUGGUAUCAGCGUUAAGACGGACAUUCAACCUGGUGGAGCCAUGAGCCGUCUGUACAUUGCCAACGCCAAUAAACAGGACUCUGGUAAUUACACCUGCUCCCUGGCGGACGUGGCCUCAACCACAAUUGCCGUACACGUCCUCAAUGGAGAAAAUCCGGCUGCUAUGCAACAUGGAGGCUGUGGAAAGUGGGCAAGAGGCCUUGGUCGAUGGGCAUUGCUUCAGCUUGGUUUCACGUGGAUUCUUCAAACUUUCAUGCUUCACAGGUGACAAGAACUCUAGUGGGCGUUCUUCAUGGUUUAAAAGUAGCAUUCGACACUUGUGAUCAUAUUUCUAACUGUGACGUUAAUCGAAAUAUUUCAAGAGGUGUGCGCAUUGUUGUCAUAACCACAGGGUACCAACGUAUAAGGACUAUAUUGGGAUGUCUUCAGUCACAUAAGACCACUGCCACGUCUCCUAUUCAGACGCAAGGCCUAUCGUUGAAGAAGGUCUAUAGAUGAUACUUAUCAGUUGUCAGUGGUGAAAAACCCUUUGUUCCGAAUACAAAAUAUAUUUCAUAAAAACGGCCUAUUUCUUACAGAAUCGUGAGGAGCAUAACAGGUACAUAUUUAAGGCCGAGAUAGUGGAAAUAUUCUUGACACACGUUCUUAAUGACGUAAGGAAAUUUGUUCA